Prorocentrum cordatum is the source of this 666-nucleotide messenger RNA. NCBI's taxonomy places the organism in Eukaryota, Dinophyceae, Prorocentrales, Prorocentraceae. The record is from the annotation of a GenBank genome assembly.
AUGCGCACAGCGGACUCGGAGUCCAUCCGCUGUGCACUGCAGGGGUUUGCCGUGCCGGACACGUGGACCCCUUUCGCGCGCACCCAGGCUGGCGAUGGCGGCAUCCUGGGGCAGGGCUCCUUCGGCAUCGUCUACGCGUGCGGCCGUUACGGCGCGGGCCCCGAGGAGCAGCUCGCGGUGAAGAUGGUCGACAAGGUGGAGAUGCCAGAGUCCGAGAUCCGGCGGGAGGCGGAGCUGCAGCUGCGGCUGAGCCACCCGAACAUCGUCAGGGUCCACCAGGUGUUCUUCGAGAAGUGCUUCGUCUGCAUCUUGAUGGACGUUUGCAGGGGAGGGGACCUCAUCGGGGCCAUGGAGAGCCACUGGGAGCAGGCCGGAGGGAUCAACAGCAGAGAUGUGGUCCACAUCUGCCGGCAGAUGGCCGUUGCGGUCGACUACCUGUGCGCGCAGGGCAUCGUGCACCGCGACAUCAAGGGCGACAACUUCCUGCUGGACAGGCCGCUGCUCUCCGAUCCGGGCUGCUGGGUGGCGCUGGGCGACUUCGGCACCGCGUGCGAGGUGCAGCCUGGGGAGCGGCUCUGGUCCCGCGUGGGCACCAGGAACCACUGGGCCCCAGAGGUGUUCCGCGCGGACUACGGCUUCAAGCCGCCCAGGGUCGGUCAGUCGUAG